Mytilus californianus (California mussel) is the source of this 2395-nucleotide messenger RNA. RefSeq names its product cysteine and tyrosine-rich protein 1-like. Lineage: Eukaryota; Metazoa; Mollusca; Bivalvia; Mytilida; Mytilidae. The coding region runs from base 98 to 823 and encodes 241 amino acids. The transcript has 4 exons. The record is from RefSeq and is a predicted model, not a curated record.
CUCGUACACCUUUAGAUCAUAUUCACGAUUUCUUUAUUUCAAAAUACCUGUGUUUGUAUUGAUCCCAUACCUGUACUUCUCAACAUUUAUAACAAAAAUGGCGAACAACAUCAUAUGUGUUUUGGGAGUUUAUCUUUUAUCUUUGCUUACAGAAACAGUGAAAGGCUGGGAUUACUGUACAUACUAUAUCAGUACCUAUUUUCAAACUCAUGGAAAGUACUGUUCUAAUGGUUGCUGCAGUUACACAACGUACAAUCCAUGUUGUUCAGACUACUCAGAUAACUAUUAUGACAAUUAUUAUGACUAUUAUUAUAGUCACACAGUAUCUGCAGGAGCGAUUGCGGGCAUUGUGAUUGGAUGUCUCGUCGGAAUGGGCGUGUUUAUAACUGUAAUUAUCUGUGUUUGUAAUGCAAGCCGCAGAAAUACUGCAUAUGGAGGACAAGUGAUAACAUCAAAUAAUCCCGGUACAACGGUGUCGUACAUCAGUACGUCUAAUGGGACACAUGUACAGCCAUAUGCACAGCCAUAUGCACAGCCAUAUGCACAACCUUACGGAGGCCAAGUAAAUGGUGCUUUUGCAGUUGGUCAAACUACGCCAGCAUAUAGCAAAGGGAAUACUUCAGCCCCACCCCCGUCAUAUACAAGUGUUGUGAAUGAUCCUGGACACCAGACAUCAACAAAUGUACAGGCACCAUAUCCUACGCCAUCUGACCAGACACAUUAUUCGGAUUUGAUGCCACAUUCAGAUGGCAGUGAACAUCAUUACAGCACGAUAUCUGAAAGUAACACGCCAUCCGCACCAAGUGCUGGAUAUACAGACUGAUGUUUCACUUCAAUUGGUACCGCUUAUGUGAUUAAAUCAUAUGUACAAAUGAACAACAUGUAAAGUAAAUCUUCAAUGAAAAUGGUUACACUAACUCUCUGCAUUCUUGCCGACUAUUUUCGAUGUAUAUUUUUGUGCUAUAAAUGUUUCAUGUAGCCGAAAUUUGACUUCUUUUUAUUGCAUAGAACUUUCUUAUUUUAUGGACAUUGAACAGGUUUAUCUUUUAGAGAAUUAAAAAAGAAAAAAAAAUGACUUUGUUCAUAUCGACCUAUAGUUUUUUCAUGUUGUGAUUCAAGUAUUUGUUUACCAGCAUUAUGAAUCUCAUAUGCUUCUUUUAUGUGGAUCUCUUCAAGGUCAACGAUAUUAAUCACUUAUAUUUCAUUUUCAUGAAAUUGAUACCAGUUCAGAACAUAUGACCAGCUAUUAUAUUCGGUGUUAUUAUGUUUUUAUUGUAAAAACGUGUAAUGUUUGCUGAGAAAUGAUAAUAUCUUCUAUGCAAAUGCUGGUAAAAUGUAGGUAAAAUAAUAACUAUUAAUAGACAUUUGUCAUAUAUAUAAUUAAUAAAUAUCUACAAAUUCGCCAUUACAGAAUCUAAAGGACUAUGGGUAUUCUCAUUGUUCGUACACCCAAAUGAAAAUAACGUUGAGUCAUUGAUUCAAUUUCCAUUGUUUAGAACGUUUUAAACCAAUCACAACGUUUUUGGUGUCCGCUUUUGAAAAUAUUACCCAGAAUGUUUUAGAUUCAGAAACGGCGAAUUAUAACAUAUGGUCAUUGUUGACUGUUACAUGUAACAUUAUUUUCGACAACUUAAUAAUUUUUCUUAACCCUUAAAUGGAAAUGAUUUUGAUCAGAGAAGGAAGCAUGCGAUUGAUUAGAAAAAUAACAUUGAUAAGAUUAAAAUUGUUGCCUAUACAGGGUCUAUUUGGGUCAAAGAUUUGGGUUUGAAUGUUUUCACAAAAGGAAUAUAAAUAAUAUCCACAGCACAUGUAGAUACAGGAAAAAUCAGGGGUAUUUUGAGGAAAAGUGUAGGCGUAAGGAGCAUAAACAAGCCAAAAAAAAAGAGGACGAAAUGAACUAGGCAGGCAGAACAUUGGAGAAGAAAAUGAAGACUAAAAAGAAGAAAAAGGAAAGAACUGAUGGAAAACGAAACAAAUAUUCCUUGUCAUCUGGUCUAAAUUUAUACAAGAAUAUUUAGUUUUUUAAAUCUUUACAUCUUGAAUUUAAUAUACAUACAGACAUAGUUCAUUGAAAAUAAUUGUAAAUGAUAUUUGAAAUAUUGAGAACAUGUCGUUCAUAAAAUGUUGUAAAUUUUUAUUGAUAAUUGAAAAAGAAAAUUUAAAGAAUAUUCGGGAAUAGUGAUGAUUUUAGAAUUAGUGCUGUGAUAUACUUCAAGUCGAUGUUACUAUUCAUGGCAUCAAUUAUUAUUCUUAAAAAUGUAUGUUUUUGUAAAGUGAGUUUGGGCAAAGAGUUUUUCAAAAAACUUAGUAUUUAUGUAUAUCAUUAUUUUAUUUUGUUAUAGUUUUAUCUGUGUAUGUUGUCAUUAAUCAAGUUAUUAAAAAUGAAGAUAUGUAA